This is a messenger RNA of Mytilus trossulus (common blue mussel), 662 nucleotides long. RefSeq lists its product as uncharacterized. The record is from RefSeq and is a predicted model, not a curated record. The transcript is spliced from 3 exons. The coding region runs from base 63 to 662 and encodes 199 amino acids. Lineage: Eukaryota; Metazoa; Mollusca; Bivalvia; Mytilida; Mytilidae.
AACGUCCACUUUUGAUUUGCAUCUUACUGCAAGUAAGCUGUAUCAAAAGAUCAUCCCCAACCAUGGGAGCUAUGCUAACAAAAUUGAACUGUUGUAAAAAUUGCAGGAAAUCAAACAAGGUUCACCCAACAAGGAGAUCAACUAACUUUGUUUUGGAUGAACCGUCGCGACAAGAAGAUCGAACUUCAAUCGAUAUAAUCAAAGACUUAACAGACACUGGAUUCAUCACACAGAAGACAGGAGGGGUUAAAUUUUCUGUAGACUUAUUUCAUACCAGUCAUGAAUCAAAAACACCCAGACGACUUCCGCCCUUAGUUUGUCCGGAAAGACAAAAACUUAAAAAAGCAGACACCACGUUAAAACAAGGAAACAAUAUCCAAUAUGACAGAGAAGAGAAAGACCUAAUGACAGAAAUAAGGAGAAACGGGGCACUGGCUGAAAAGGGCAAUACUGCAAGGAAGAGCGAAGAGCGAAGAAAAGAGGUGAUUGCAAGAAAAGACGCAAUCAUUAAAAGAAAAAUUAGCAAAACAAAAGAAAAACUGAAAAAAGAUGACAAACGAACAGAACAGAUGAAGAAAGGAAAGCAGAAUGUUGAAAUAGUUGAACAUAGUGAAGAAGUUACCGCCGUUGCGGGAGACAAUCCUCCAAUUGUAUCUAUGUAA